Messenger RNA from Ilex paraguariensis (yerba mate), 1205 nucleotides. The record is from the annotation of a GenBank genome assembly. Lineage: Eukaryota; Viridiplantae; Streptophyta; Magnoliopsida; Aquifoliales; Aquifoliaceae.
UUCCAUUCCCGUAAAAGCAAACCAAACCACAUGUCACGUUCUAUUCUAAACCAUGAAACCAGCUAGGACACCAGCUUCUCAUCACCUCCUGAAAUCUGCCACCUCCAUUGCUUGCAACACUCUGAAACGUGACCAUAAAUUGCCUCUUCACACAAUAGUUUCUCACUUUCUCGGUCCAGCACAAACUCCUUUCUCUUCUCUAAAUUCCCAAAACAAUGAACCCACUGAUACCCACAUCAUCGAGUCAUCAAUAGGACCAAAAUCCAUAAACAAAUCUAUAUCUUUUCAUCUAGUCCCUCCUCCAAAUCCCCCAAAUGAUGAAUUUGGCAAUACCCACUUGCCUAAAUCGUCACACCGACCAAAACCCACCUCUUCAAAACACCAAAACAAUGAUCUCUUUCAUACCCACUUGGUUGAUUCAAAGAAGAAAUCAAAAGCCAACAUCAAAUCCACUUCUAAUUAUCCAGUACUUUUCAAUUACAGUCAGGCAAGAUCAUUUUCAGCCGCACCUUCAGACCCAUUUCCCAAACCCAUUGACACCAUGGAACCAAACUCCUCUCCUUCCAAUUCAAUCCCUGUCGUUUCCACUAUAACUUCUUCACCAUUUGAAAGCUCUCCACCCAUUGAUGCGGGCUCCUCCAUUCGAAAGCCUAUCAGUUUAUGGCCCGGAAUGUACCAUUCACCUGUAACAAAUGCACUUUGGGAAGCAAGGUCAAGUAUUUUUGAAAGACAGUUCAAUGCUACUGGUGAUGCUCCACUACAGACUCAGUUGAUUACUAAAACGCCCUCGCAGAGCCGGACAAGCAUUCUUUAUAAAUUCUCCUCUGAUUAUAUUCUUAGAGAACAGUAUAGAAACCCCUGGAAUGAAAUCAGGAUAGGGAAAUUGCUUGAAGAUCUUGAUGCUCUGGCUGGAACUAUCUCCUUCAAGCACUGUUCCAGCAAUGAUAGCACAACAAGGCCCCUCUUAUUAGUCACUGCUUCUGUUGACAAGAUGGUUCUGAGGAAACCAAUUCGUAUUGGCACUGAUGUGAAGAUAGUUGGUGCUGUUACCUGGGUUGGGCGGUCAUCCAUGGAGAUUCAACUGGAAGUGACUCAGACCACCGAAGGUUAUCUUUGCAAAAUCAUUAUCUCAUUCUUCACAGCUGGUUUACUUACAGAAUUAGGGCUUCCUUUAAUAUCUCUUGCAAUGUAAUGACUUGGAAAAU